Messenger RNA from Vavraia culicis subsp. floridensis, 2980 nucleotides. RefSeq lists its product as uncharacterized. The coding region runs from base 1 to 2796 and encodes 931 amino acids. The record is from RefSeq and is a predicted model, not a curated record. The transcript has a single exon. Lineage: Eukaryota; Fungi; Microsporidia; Pleistophoridae.
AUGGCAAUUUGUGGAGCCCUGAUGAACCACGAAGAUCUCAGUUUCCUGCUCAAUGAAGUGUUCAGGUUUAGAGCUAAAAUAGAACUGGACAAGAAGCUGGUGAACACCAAGAUAGAAUACCCAAAUAUUUUUUAUCCGUUGAGUUCGGCAACUCGCGGGGUUGACCUGAUCAGAGAACAGCUUGCAGGGCGUGAAAAUAUCGACAUCCUGUGUCUGAAAGAAUUCCUGAUCCAUCAGCAAAAGGGACUGCCUUGUAUUAGCAUCUAUAUAAAGGACGAUGCGGAAGAGGAUUACAGGAUACUUUACAAAAACAAAACGUAUUACCUGUCUAUAAGAAUGGAGGGCAGUAAUACAGCGAACAUUGGCACGGCUGCCGAUAAUAGCAACGCAGAUGGUAAGCGAUCGGACGAGAAUGCGGUCAACGGCAGAACGAACUCCAGAGCCAUCGAAAAUGCAUUCAAAGAGAUUUUUGAGAUGGAGACCAAUCGCAUACUCAAGCAGCCAACGAAAUUCUACGAUUUCCUGCAGAAAACCGAUGAAAAAGCGUAUGCAAACUUUUUCCAGGGAAACUACACGGAGGCGUGCAGGCUGUUCGCGAAGAACGAGAAAAGGGUGUACUGCGAGAUGAUGCGGAACAAGAGGCUCAGUCUCGAUCCAGAAUUGUUCAAUUACAUCACAGGCAAGGACGAAGAGAAUCAGAUUAACAUAGAGCGCCUUACACUCGUUUAUUUCAUUGUCUUGUAUUCUAAGAUGACCGAGAAUUACACACACUAUGCAUUUUUAUACCAUCUGAUCGACUUUGAGAACGAGUACAUCAACAUCGUUCUGAGCGUAGAGAUGGCAAACAUGAUGAAUAUCCUUGGUACACACAGAAAGAAGCAGAUAUUUCUGCUGUACAGUGCAGCAUUAUUGCUGUACAACGCGGAAUAUUAUGAAAAAGCGACAAAAAUACUUGCAAACCAUUUUUUGGGUAGUACAUUGCACCUGAAAUGCCUUGUAAGCACGGCAACGAACAAUUUAUCCGGUAAUAAAGCGCUGGAGCACGCCUUACAACGAUAUCGCAGCAAUGCCAGGCUUAAUUUUGAAUUGAUGGAUAUUCUGGAGCGAUUCCCAGGUAUUAUUCUGGGCGUAAAACUAAAUUACAAACUUUUUAGAGUCUAUCUGAACAAUCUUCUACCGUAUGAUGGUGCACUCUCCGAUGAUGAGGAAUUAUUAAUCCGGAUUUAUGAUGAUAUUGAGGAUGUGGAGGUGGUGCACGAGCUGAUGGAUUCCGCGGGUGUACAAAAUGACAGCAAAUCACAGAUACUGGAGCAUGACAAUACGGUCGAAGAAUCGGUGGAGUACAGGGUAGGAAAAGGUGAAGGAUGCACGGAUAUUCAUAUCCGGUCAAAGGCAUCGUUUUUAGUGCGCAACAUUUCGUUCAAAAUACCGAGAAGGACAGCGAAGUUGAAAUGCGAACUUGGUAAGGAAAUACGUGUGAAUGAAGACGCGCACUUCUUAAAGAUUGUUAAUCAGGAACGAGAUGUGAUUUUUAGUGCGUAUCAAAAGACCGAGUUUGUGUUGAAGGUGAUUUCGAACAAGGCGAGAAUGGCAUCGAUAAAAGUUAACGAGAAAUUUAAGUUUUACAGACUGCUUGAAUACGGUGAGAACGCUAUCAAGUUUGAUUGCCGGUUUGAAGAAGGAACGUACACCCUAGUCUUUGUUAUUAGACCUACCUUGUGUGAUUACGCUGUGCAUGAGGAGGCGAGCAGAGAUAUUUGCGCGUCUGCCCUCGAAUACAGGUUGAGUGCCAUGGUGGUGAAGUCUCUUGGUGUGAAGGUUAAUGCCGAUGAUGUGCUGAGCUGUUUGGAAGUGAAAAUGAAGAAUUUUACGGCGAGAGAACUUAAUUUAGAAAAUAUCAAAUUUUUGAAUGACGGCUACCAAUUAACUGGCAUUGGUACUGCUUUUGAUAGGAGAAAGCGGGCAGAAAGAAUUGUUGCAAGCAUUUCUGGCGAGUUGGUUGCACAAUAUGAUGAUUCGACAGCUGCCGACUCUAAGGAUCUCUGUAUCACGGAAAACAUCCAGAACAACCGAUUUAACUCAUUGGUGGAUGAGCAGCUAUCAGUCGGUGCGAUAGGAAAUAAAGACGAGCCGUUGGCCGUAAAAAUUGAUAGCGAUUCCGAACAAACCGCGUUUUUGUUUUUCAAACGCAGCGCGAGCAGCAAAGAGACAGUAAACCACGAUAAAAGCCUUGAACAGCUCAUUUUUGGUGAUAAUUCUACACAAAAAAAGAGUAUGGAUGGGUAUAGGGAGGUGUUCAUAAGAAACGCCUUCUGCUUGAACGGCUGGAUAUACCCGCGCAAGUUUGAGACCCAGGUUCUCAAUUUCUUUGCUGUCCCCAUGCCCCACGAACUACCAAUUACGUUCUACUUCGAUGGCAUCACACCGCUUAAACGCUACGGUUCAUUUUUCAGUUUCAAUACCAGCGGUUUCAAAGACAAAUUCUUUCAAACCAGGAAGAACGUGCUUGACUGGUCGAGCGACAGAUUAACGUUCAUCCAUCGACUUGAUCAAUUUUCUGAUACGCCCAAGGUGUGCAUAUUGAAUAUGCAAGGGCUGAGCUACGUCUUAGCAACUAACCCGUUGGAUAAACAGCAGCUCUUCGAAAUCAGAGUUGGACGGGUUAAAUUGUGCGAAUUGGUGCUUGGGCCCACGUGCACACGACUUGUUCAAUGGAGAAACGGUGAGCUAGAGCAGGAGAAUACGGUGAAGGUAGAGUGUUUGAGUGGUGCUGCCAGUGUAAUAUACGUAGAUUGAAAGAAACGGUCUAGCAAUGUUAUUUAUCGUUGUUAUAUUAUCGUGCUUGUUGUACGUGGUACAUGCCAUUAAAUUUGUAGGCAGUUAAUAUUACGCCAGGUAUCGUACCUGAUGCUCUUCUUAUUUUCCUCACCAUUCACCGUACUAUCAAUAUUUUUUACAUGGCGAGUUGGCACACCAUGGC